AUGUUGGUCACAAAGCUAGCUUCAACAACAGUUACCCUUUUCUACUGUGUAACCAUUGGGGCUUGUUCAAAACUGCUGAAAGGUGGCACAAUUAUCUCCUUCGACAACCAGGCGGAGGCGGGAGAAUUGAAAGUAAUUCGUGAUGAAUCUAUCCUUAUUAAUGGCGACAGCAUUACUUCGAUCUUUUCGACUGCUUCGCCUGAGGGAAUUUCUCCCGAUACUGAGGUUAUUGACUGCACAAACAAAAUUAUUACCCCUGGCUUUAUCGAUACUCAUCGUCAUGGAUGGCAGACGGUAUUCAAGACUCUCGGCUCUAAUACAACUUUGGCAGAGUAUGCUUUCAGGUACGGUACCAGUGUUGCCGAGCCAUUGUUUACUCCAGAAGAUAUCUAUAUCAGCCAGCUUACGGGCAUUUAUGAAGCCUUGGCUGCUGGAGUUACGACAAUACUUGACCAUGCACAUCAUACUUGGACGGCUAAAUAUUCGGAAGCAGGCCUGAAUGCCUCGAUCGAUAGUGGGACUAGGGUAUUUUUCGCUUACACUUUCCAGAACUCCCCCGCGACUUUGGAGUUCCCGAGCAAAUCGCUCAGUGGCGGGAAUUGGAAUCAAAAAUAUCAAGCAAUCUCACUGAGCUUGCUAUAGCUUAUGAUGAUUGGACGGGAAAUCCACAUGGAGCGGAUACUUUGUCCGUGAUAGACCUUGUACUGUAUGUAUAAAUGCUUGAGCUUUAGUUAGAAUACACUAAACAGAUUCGCUAGUAACGGCAAUGCAUCGUCACUAACCGCCCAUAGCGUUGAAGGCGCUUGGUCUUGUAAGCAAUGAGUAUUUCAUGAUAUCGAAAUAGCUCUGAUACAGAUUCUUGGUUGGAAAUCCUCCCGAAGAUCUUUAUAAGGCCGGAGUUCUUAACAUGAGUCUACCGGUUGUUCUAUCACAUACUUCAUAUCUGACCCCAAGAGGAGCCAGCCUCUUACGUAGCACCAACCAACACAUUUCCAUUACGCCCGACAGUGAGAUGCACUAUGGUCAUCUCCACCCAACAUCUCAUCUUAUUAUGGAUCAAGCAUCACUUGGAGUUGAUACCCACUUUACAUUCUCGACGGAUAUACUUACCCAAGCACGACUCUGGCUUCAAUCCACAAGAGCGGUUGUAUUCAAAGAGACUCUGGAUCGAUGGGAAGUGCCAGGCAAGGGUCCAUUCUCUGUUAAUCAGGCAUUUCUUCUUGCAACACGAAACGGAGGUCUUGCUCUCGGCCGCCGUGAUCUAGGUGUGAUUUCAGAAAACGCGAAAGCUGACCGUGUGGUCUGGGACGGUAGAUCUCCAGCGCUUCUAGGUUGGUCGGAUCCUGUGGCUGCUGUAAUCCUUCAUGCAAGUGUUGGCGAUAUUGUUCAUGUCUUGGUUAAUGGCGAGUACAGGAAGCGAGAUGGGAGUCUCGCUAUUGAAGGAUAUGCCGGGAUCCAAGAUCGUUUUUUGGAGAGCGCAGGACGGAUACAAGCUGCUCUCAAAGCCAUUCCUAGACCACCACAAGAUGGAGAUUUACUUCCUGGGCGCCAUUACGGGUAUGUACCACAGCUAGACGUGCAACAAGGUGGGGGAACAGGUUACGGUCCAAGCUUCGUGUAA
Molecule: messenger RNA, 1621 nt
Organism: Hymenoscyphus albidus
Lineage: Eukaryota; Fungi; Ascomycota; Leotiomycetes; Helotiales; Helotiaceae
Source: the annotation of a GenBank genome assembly